This is a messenger RNA of Glycine soja, 2373 nucleotides long. RefSeq names its product arogenate dehydratase 3, chloroplastic-like. NCBI's taxonomy places the organism in Eukaryota, Viridiplantae, Streptophyta, Magnoliopsida, Fabales, Fabaceae. Gene Ontology annotation, molecular function: prephenate dehydratase activity; arogenate dehydratase activity. Gene Ontology annotation, biological process: L-phenylalanine biosynthetic process. The coding region runs from base 329 to 1042 and encodes 237 amino acids. The transcript has 8 exons. The record is from RefSeq and is a predicted model, not a curated record. Gene Ontology annotation, cellular component: chloroplast; cytoplasm.
UGCAUUCUGAACAAGUGAAGUGUCCCUCAAAACCAGCAUAGUUAGUUUUGUACUUUUGGUCCAAGCGGUUGCUUUUGGUCUUUCUUGCACUUCACAUUUUUUUUUUGUAAUGGUUUUGGGUGUGAGAGUGAGAGAGCACACUUCAACUAUUGAGAACCGUUGACCUCCAUGGCUGUGACAGUAGGUGGACUCGCAAGUUCUCAACUUUGGUGUCACAAUUUGAGAAUCAGACACAGUGCUCUUACACUGAGUUGGGGAAAAAAAGCAGCUGACGAGAGCACAGAAAUGUGGUGGGGACGAGAAUCCAUGGAAGGCAGUGAAGAUAGUGAUGCGUGUGGUUGAUCAUCCUCAAAUGGAUGAUUAUGUCUCCCGUGGAGUGCAUAAGGAUUCGGUCUCCCUUCCAAAGCCAUUAUCCAUAUCUGAUAUUGUGGCUGCUUUGGAUGAUGGUGCUAAAGUACGGAUAUCAUAUAAGGGGAUACCAGGAUCAUACAGCGAGGAUGCUGCACUCAAAGCUUACCCUAAUUGUGAAACAGUUUCAUGCAAUGACUUUGAAGAAGCUUUUAAGGCAGUUGAGAUAUGGUGGGCUGACAAAGUUAUCCUUCCAAUAGAAAAUACAUCUGGGGGAAGCAUUCAACGGAACUAUGAUUUACUUCUUUGCCAUAGGCUUCACAUUGUUGGUGAGGUGCAGUUGGCUACUAACCUCUCCCUUCUAGCUCUGCCUGGCAUCAGAACUGAGUACCUAAAACGGGUUCCAAGUCAUUCUCAGGCAAAGCUUCAUGUUGCUGGCACUUUUUUAGACGUGGCAUUUGAAUUGAGUGAUGAUUUCCUGUCUAAAUUAGGUGUUGCCAGAGAAAACGUUGAUGACACAGCUGGUGCUGCUCAGAUUGAAAGCCGACCACAAAGAAAUCGGCCAUUAAGAGUUGUUGAUGACUCAAACACUCCAACUGCCAAUGUUCAGACAUGUUUAAUUCAAUCCCAAAAGGUAACUCAAGAGGUGAGGGUUGCCCCUCACUUAUAUAUUCUAAUUUGGCUUUAUUUUUAGCUGAUGUGGAACUUGGGUUUUUCCCAACACAAACAUUAAAAUAACCUGUUGUAUUUUUUGAUUUAGGUAUUUCGAUUACCUUUUCUAUAUUGAUUUUGAGGCGUCUAUGACUGAACCCCGAGCACAAACUGCCUUAGGACAUCUUCAGGUUUGACUUCUUAAUUUUUUUAUUUUAUGAUUUGAAUUAUGUAUUUUGAUUCUUCUCUUAUUUUAUCUCCUCCUAAACUUUUACAAUAACCCAUGGAAAAAUAGUAGAAAAUUUUGUUCAGUUGUUUUAGGAGUCCAGCAAGCCUGUGCAGAGUAGUCCUCUCAUAUUUUUAGAUUCUAGCAUGCUAACUUAAUAAAAAUUUGCCAACAAUUAAUAUCAAGGAGAGCAAGCUUUGGUUAGGACUUCUACUGUGCUCAAGAGUUUUCAUUCUUGAGUUUUAAGUCCUUGAUUUGGAUGCUUGAGUAUGUUAUCACAGCUCAAUUUAACCCCUCUGCAUCUCCUUAACCGCAUCAUUGUUGGUAUAGCAUAUGAUAAAAUGGGACAAAUUUGCAUACAAAAAUAGCAAUGACAAUUGGCAGAAGCACUUCCUGCAAGCCAUGAAUGGUGCUGUUCCAAAAGUUUCUGAGGUUUGUCUCCAAUGGUGCUGUUCUAUUAGGGUCCAAUCACUAUUUAACUCAAUAUUUUUCAUUACUACAACAAAUACUAAUCUAAAAUGCAUAUAACUCUAGGAAACUUUCUUCCUCAAAUUUUCUGUGCGGUGCAGUAACUUUUUCCUUUUUGGGCAGCUGUAAUAAUAUAAUUAAUUAACCCUUCAACUUUCAUGUCAUGAGUAUCUAACCACAUACCAAAAACCAUUUUAUGUCCCUACAGGAAUUUGCCACAUUUCUUCGGGUAUGGUCAAAAAUGUAAUUUACAUUACACAAUAGUUAGUUAGCCUUUUAUUCAUUUUGUUAGUCAGUUUUAUAGAUUGACACGUGUGCUAUACUACCUGUCUUAAUAAGAAUUUAAAUAGAGACUUGUAUUGUAAUUUUUCAUUCAAUCAAUAUUCAGAACUUUAUCCUCUCUUCGUGUCUUGAAUAGUUUGAAUUUAUGCUAACAAUAGCUGAUCUUGACCUUUAGACAGUGCCGUUAGUUCAUCUAAACUUCAAUUCAUCAAACGAAGUUUGAUGGCCAUUGAAGAAGAUAUUCAUGAAGGAUAACAACUAACAAGGUAUGAGGUUUUAGCCAAAUAUGUAGUUCUGAGCUUUCUUUCUAUUAAAUUGUCAAACCUGGCAAAAAAACGAAAAGAAUCGGCUAAUGUAUUCUGUCACUGUAUCGUAAUCAUUAAGAACAUGUUUGGUUC